Messenger RNA from Anopheles nili, 2884 nucleotides. RefSeq names its product FHF complex subunit HOOK interacting protein 2A-like. Bases 10 to 2556 code for a protein of 848 amino acids. The record is from RefSeq and is a predicted model, not a curated record. Lineage: Eukaryota; Metazoa; Arthropoda; Insecta; Diptera; Culicidae. The transcript has 6 exons.
CAUAAGUUGAUGUUUCUUUGCCGAAAGUUUACCGAGAUCGAUAAAAUGUUUGGAAUAUUAUCGGAUGUUCUGCAGACGGCUGCCGACGUGCUUGCGCCACCCCCAACGGCACUGCAGGAUUUUGACUACCACUAUCGGUUGGUCAAGAAUUUCUACGUUGCGGACAAAACCGUACCAAAGAUACACAUCAACGACACCAACAUUCCAGCGCACCUCGACCAGAUGCUGCAGAUUCUGAUACGCGAGGAGCAAGGCACGGAAUCGAGCGUGAAAGCCGACACCACACCGGAUGCCCUUGAAGCAACGCCAACCGGCACGGAAAGGCCACCGAAGGUGAAUCAAACGCCACCAAAGGCAGAGUGCAUGGAAUUCGUGCUAAGCAACCGACCGCUCGAUGUGCUGAUAGAGUUGGCCGUAAACGACACACCUCCCGGAGCGCGUUACAUCGUGCUGAAUUGGGUGCGACGGUUCCUGUCUUGUCUCAAUUGUCCACCACUGGGGCACGCCAGCAUCUUUCAGCCCGUGCAGCGGCUAGUAGAAAUCUGUAACGGCACCCACGCCUCCCCGUACGAGCGGGAAGAGAUACUGUUCCUCGAGACAGUGGCAGGGUUGGUGCGCAAGGAUUCGAUACUGGUCAACCUGUUCCUAAAGUCUCACCAUCAUUCCGCACAAAUGCUGUCCAAUUGGAAAGGGCUCGGCGUAAACAAGGCUCCGGUAAACAAUCCGCUGUUCGUGAGCACCAAAAUCGAGUACGAUUCGCGACGAAUCUCGCUGGUGGCGGAUGACGGCGGUGGCCCGUCGGAGAGUGCACCCGUGGGAAGGCCGUACCGUGAUAACAACCCAGUGGCCGAUAAUGAAGACGACGGUGGCAAAGGUGAUCUCGAGAGCUGUGAUUGUGACGAUGAAGACCACUUCAUCCUCUUUGAUGCGAUAGUUAGUUAUUUGGAUAGCGCGGACAGCACCAUAGUCGUGCGAGCGUGCGAAGGCGUUCUCAUACUGGCGUCAUUACCGACGCUGCAACAAUCGUGCAAAGCGAUCCGGAACACGAUCAGCCGGUUCGCUACCAUGAUGGCAUCGCGGCUCGCAUCAAACUGUCAGCAAAUCCCGGAGGACAUGGACACGGGUGAUAUCGAGGAUGCCAACGUAACCUGGGGGCUAUUUCCUCGUGAUCCCGAACAACCACACUACAUCGGCAGAUAUCAGCUGACGGCGUUUCUCUGCUGGUUAGAUUAUUGCGAUUGUUUGCUGAAGGAAAGUCAGCUGCUUGUGCCCGAGCUGGGACCACGUGUUCGUGAGGAAAUGCUGAUCAAUUACGUCGAACCGGCGCUGUUGGGUUGCUUCGCUCCCUUCAUGCUGGUGCUUACGGCCAAAAUUAUCAAGAAAACCCAAUCGAAGGCGCUACUAGACGAAAUUGCCAACUGGCUGAUUGGAGAGGACGAACUGAUGGAUGUGAAUAACUGUCUGCUGACGAUUCUGAUCGAAAAUGCACACGAAAACACGGACAUUCUGUUGCCGACGUUGCAGUUCGUCGAGUCGUUGCUUGAUAAUCCGCACGAAAAGAUCUUGCACGGAAUGUUGUUCUUUUACAUCAACAACCGCGGUUACUACGACGUAAGCUCGCAAACAAUCCAAUCGUGGUCGGACGAGGAAGAUAACCGUGAGCGACGGCGUGGUAGUGCGGAAGAUCCGAUCAAGUCCCGCACGCUUGCACCGAGCAAUAUCCUGCGCGUGAUUAAUCAUUUUCUGCUGUUACUGCCACGGCAAAUCAUCAACGAUGCCGGUGGCAUAUGCUACGAGGAGUACAUGCAGGACGCGAAUCGCCAUUACCAAACAUGGAUCAAGAAGACGCACGGUUUCACCUGGCCAGUGGAAGCGAUAUGGCCAAGUAGCGGCGAAACGUCCCCGCUAGCAGGCAACAGCGUCGAACCAUCGGUUUCGGUGACAUCCGGCUUAAUGACGGUCGUUCCACUGCCUCCGGUGAAGCUGCCCAAAAGCAAACACCGAACGAAGUGCGGUUCCGACAGCUACGCAAGUGUCGAUUUGCAGACGUGCGGUGAUAGUGGUAUUUCGGAGGAAAGCUUCUACGAAGGACCCCUGCUUAAGCUGCUGUUUUCGCACAUAAAACAGAUGAACACGCAACCGUACGAGUUGAAUCUGGCCGUCAUCGCUAUCCUGUCCAAGUUGGCGCUGUUCCCUCAUCCGUACUUACACGAGAUUCUGCUCAACCCGGAGAUCCCGGUGGCAGCCGGUGCGACGACGCUCUGGUCCGUGAUGCAGUUCCUCUCCCGUCAGCUACUGACGGAGAUCCCACGCGUGGAGGGGUUCCAGGAAAAAAUCAAAGACACUGGCCGACGGUUGCUCUCGAAUCCGCCUCUAUACCACAAGGACUGCGAGAACGGUGAACCGGCGGGACAUUCGAGGGGCACCGGAGCGACCACCGAGGAGGAAGAUGAAGAAAUCAACGAUCCACUGUUCGAGUCGAUCGUGGUGUUGGAGGAGUUCUGCAAGGAGCUAGCGGCCAUCGCCUUCGUAAAGUACCAUCACGCCAAGGAGUAGGGUGCUCCGUACGCUUGAAAACGGUGGGAAAAAAUUGGAAUACUUUGACUAAGUAGUGUAAAUUCGAUUCGGCUCCCGAAUAUUUCCAGUGCUUAAUUUAUUAGGCGUUCUUUACCACGUCCCAGCCCUUUUCGCCCCUGUUCUUUGAGGACGCACAUUAGACGUUAAGUAGUGCAAUACCGUUUGGGAUCCGUCGUCCGUUGACGAGUUUUAUGUUUUUCUAUCUUUUUAUGUGCGGUCUUCAAUUGUGUCCUAUCUAGUCGUCGCCAAAAAAAAACAAACCGCGCAAUGUAAACCAUUGGGGGAAAAAUAAGAGAAUUUAAACACA